GGGGGAGGAAAAGAAGGCAAAUUUCGGUUUAGCAAGUGGGAGAGCCUCUCCGUCUCUCUCCUCCUUCCUCUGCUCGGCUCUCAUGGUUGUUUCUGCAGUUACCUUUGCUGCAUCGCCUUCAAUGCCACCGCUUUACUGCUGGAUCUGAGAGCGGCGCCACCGCGUCCACCUCUAGAGAUAAAGCAAAGCUCUCGUCUUUGUUCCAGCUGGUUCUUCAACAAUUCCUUCCAGAAUUCGCGCGAAUCCGUGCCAGAAGAUAGGGAUCUUGGCUCAGUUCUUGCAAGAAAGGUUCGGAUCUUUUCGAGCGAGAAACUUCUCUUCCGGUUAUUCAGGUGAGAUUUCCUGGCAUUUCUCAAUCCGCCGAGAGGUGAAGCGAAAUUAAGUGGAGGAUUUUGCUCAGUUGCUUUCUACGCGAAUCUGCGGAAUCUACGGGCACGGGGCCUUGAUUUUCUCUGCGAAUUCGGUGCAUGGAACAAUUCCUUCCAUUUCCAAGAAGAAGAAGAUAGCAGCUGCAGCUGCUGGGUACUGCUGUACUAGGCUCCAAUGGCGUCCUCGCCUUCUCCCUCGCCAGGCGCCACAAAAACAUCCCCCGUCGCCUCCGCCACCCCGCCACCUUCCACCACCUCGCCGACGCCUGCCUCCCCUCCUCCGCUGACCCUGCCCAAUGCCACCCCGGCCGACCCACCGACAUCCCCUCCCGCCCCCUCCGCAGCCGUGCCACCCCCGCAGUCAGCAUCCCCGCCGCCCCCUUCUCCGACGCCACCUCCAGCCACCGUGUCGCCCCCGCCAGUUGUUCCUGCCUCUCCACCACCCACCCCGCAGGCCGCAUUGCCGCCACCUAGUGCAGUGCCGCCACCCCCUGCGCCUGCUGUCCCUCCCAAGCAGUCGCCUCUACGCCCCCCUGCGGCCGCAUUGCCGCCUCCAUCCCCGAGCAAUUCGCCGCCGCCAAACCCGCCGGACAGCUCAACGACACCACCAGUAGCUCAGGCACCUCCCCCGCGCAAUAGGAGGCCGCCGAGGGCACCUACAACUGAUCCACAGGCGCCGCCGCCUUCUGUGAAUCCCAUCAAACCUCCCACCAGCCCCUCCCCAGUCUCUGCAGAUCCUACCAUCCCUACUCCCACUAGCUCCUCGCCGCCGGUCACAACACCAUCUGCACCGGGCUUUGGCCCUCCAUCUACAGGAAAUGAUCCAGUAACUCCACCAACAAUUGGAAUUGAGACCCCGGUUUCAAACAGGCCAUCGAGCUCCUCGGUGCAAGACAACAGCUCCUCGCCGAGCGGCGGUGGAGUGUCUGAUGGUGCAAAGGCGGGCAUUGGCGUAGUCGUGGCUAUUCUUCUGCUGAGUUGUGUUGGAGCUGCGUUUUGGUACAAGAAGAAACGGAGAAAAAUGACGGGGUACCAUGCCGGGUUUGUGAUGCCGUCGCCUUCGCCUUCUGCUUCUCCACAAGUGUUACUAGGACAUUCAGAGAAAACUAAAACUAACUACAGUGUUGGGAGUCAUGAUUUCAAAGAUACAAUGUCGGAGUACAGCAUGGGCAACUGUCGGUUCUUCACUUAUGAGGAAAUGCACAACAUCACGAAUGGUUUCUCAGCUCAAAACCUGCUCGGGGAAGGUGGCUUUGGAUCUGUCUACAAGGGUUGCUUACCCGAAGGAAGAGAGGUUGCCAUUAAGAAAUUGAAAGAUGGCAGUGGGCAGGGGGAGCGUGAGUUCCAGGCUGAGGUUGAGAUCAUCAGUCGUGUCCAUCAUCGCCACCUAGUGUCUCUUGUAGGAUAUUGCAUCUCGGGUGACCAGAGGUUGCUUGUCUACGAUUUUGUGCCCAAUGACACACUGCACUAUCAUCUCCAUGGACGUGGAGUACCGGUUUUGGAAUGGUCGGCUAGGGUUAAAAUUUCUGCUGGAUCUGCUCGAGGGAUCGCAUAUCUUCAUGAAGAUUGUCAUCCACGAAUUAUCCACCGAGAUAUAAAAUCCUCUAAUAUUUUGGUGGAUAAUAACUUUGAGGCACAGGUUGCUGAUUUUGGACUUGCAAGGCUAGCCAUGGAUUUUGCCACGCAUGUAACUACACGGGUGAUGGGAACUUUUGGGUACAUGGCUCCAGAAUAUGCAUCUAGUGGCAAGUUGACUGAAAAAUCAGAUGUGUUUUCUUUUGGCGUUGUCCUCUUAGAGCUCAUUACUGGUAGAAAGCCUGUUGAUGCAUCAAAUCCAUUGGGUGAUGAGAGCCUUGUUGAGUGGGCUAGGCCAUUGCUCACACAAGCACUCGAGACUGGCAAUGUAGGGGGGCUAUUGGACCCCAGGCUGGAUACAAAUUUCAACGAAGCCGAAAUGUUCCGUAUGAUUGAAGCCGCAGCAGCUUGCAUUCGACACUCGGCACCCCGGAGGCCCCGGAUGAGCCAGGUGGUACGCGCUCUUGAUAGCCUAGCCGACAUCGACCUAAACAACGGUGUCCAGCCAGGCAAGAGCGAGAUGUUCAACGCGCCUAACACCGCAGAGAUCAGGCUGUUCCAGCGGAUGGCAUUUGGCAGCCAGGAUUACACGACAGAUUUCACCCAGUCUAGCAGCUGGAACAGCAGCCAUCAGGGUAGAGAUGUGGAUGCCUCUGGGCCGAGGCAGCCGCAGUCGUAGUGUAAUUAGCUAGGUUAUUAUUGCCACGUCGGGUUGGGUUCAUUCCAUGUUAUUCUUUUGAGUGGAUCAUUCGUUUUGAGUUCUCUUUUUGGCUGACGGAAAGUAUGUACAUUGUGUGGUAAGGACCUGGACUCUACGAAUUCGAUGAACUGAAAACUUACUAA
Messenger RNA from Lolium perenne, 2786 nucleotides. RefSeq names its product proline-rich receptor-like protein kinase PERK8. Gene Ontology annotation, molecular function: protein kinase activity; ATP binding. The record is from RefSeq and is a predicted model, not a curated record. Gene Ontology annotation, biological process: protein phosphorylation. Lineage: Eukaryota; Viridiplantae; Streptophyta; Magnoliopsida; Poales; Poaceae.